AUGACAUGUACUAUGGUUCCCCAGCUACAACGCUCGGGCGGAUCAUCCUCGGAGAAAGGGAAGAGCAAGCCAACGUUGGGCGCAACAGGCGUAGGCAAAAGUAAGCUUCUAAGCGCCAAGGCGAAAAAUCCCUACGCGGCCUAUUCUUCAUCCUGUGAGCAGUGCAAGACCAAGACCGAGCAGGGGAGGAAGUUUUGUCAGCGCUGUGCGUAUCAGAAGAAUGCAUGCCCAAUGUGUGGCAAGAAUCUGGCUGGUAAAUCUGCCAAGGAUCAGCCCAUCGUGCAAGGCCAGAAGUUCAACCUCAAGUGA
Molecule: messenger RNA, 309 nt
Organism: Penicillium oxalicum
Lineage: Eukaryota; Fungi; Ascomycota; Eurotiomycetes; Eurotiales; Aspergillaceae
Product: cysteine-rich PDZ-binding protein
Exons: 3
Coding region: 1-309 (102 amino acids)
Biological process (GO): cytoplasmic microtubule organization
Molecular function (GO): microtubule binding
Source: RefSeq, a predicted model, not a curated record